AUGAACGAAAAUCUAUUUGCCCCAUUCAUCACUCCUACAAUCAUAGGUAUUACAACAUUACCAAUUAUUAUAAUCUUUCCAUGUAUUAUUUUAUCAACCCCAAAACGCUGACUCCCUAAUCGUAUCCAAACGCUACAAAUCUGACUAAUCCGACAAAUCACAAAACAAAUACUAUCAAUGCACAAUACACGAGGUCGAACCUGAGCUCUAAUACUAAUGUCCCUUAUUCUCUUCAUCGCAUCCACUAAUCUCCUAGGUCUACUCCCAUACUCUUUUACUCCCACAACACAACUUGCCAUAAACAUUGGCAUGGCCAUCCCACUAUGAUUAGCCACCGUAAUCAUAGGCUUUCGUAAUAAACCAAAAGUAUCUUUAGCCCACUUCCUACCACAAGGUACACCCACCCCUCUUAUCCCAAUACUUAUUAUCAUCGAGACAAUUAGCCUUUUCAUCCAACCUCUAGCCCUCGCAGUACGACUAACAGCCAACAUUACCGCAGGACACCUACUCAUUCACCUAAUCGGUUCCGCUACAUUAGCCCUAUCCUCCAUUAGCAUAACCGUAUCAACUAUCACAUUUACAAUCCUCUUCUUAUUAACUAUCCUAGAAUUAGCUGUAGCUAUAAUCCAAGCCUACGUUUUCACACUUCUAGUAAGCCUAUACCUACAUGACAACUCCUAA
Vombatus ursinus (common wombat) is the source of this 681-nucleotide messenger RNA. The record is from the annotation of a RefSeq genome assembly. NCBI's taxonomy places the organism in Eukaryota, Metazoa, Chordata, Mammalia, Diprotodontia, Vombatidae.